GUUUGUAAAGAGAACUGGGUGCCCUAACCCUGUCCUAUCACCCGGGUGCAUCAGUACCCGUGCCACCCCUUUCCUCUGUUAGUUCACGCAGUCCUACGCUUGCCGAGGAAGAUUCAGCCGUCAACUUUUAAAGACCCACUGUGCAGCAAACCUGGAGGUGUGGUGUGUAAAGCUGAAUGUCGGAGUUCCGCUCUGACGUACGUGUCGGGACGCCAUCUGAUGUACAUGCGCUGCUGACGUGCGCGGAGACACCAGCGACGAAUGGGCGACACGGUCCUGGGUCAGUGACUGGACACCCGGGUACAGUCGAAGGUGGAUUGCAGGAGAGACAAACUGUACUAGUCGGAUUCUGUCACGAUCUUCGCUGUUUUGUAUACAGACAUUGAGGACAGGGUCACUUCCAUACGAUGACUGAACAAAUGGAGGAGGGCGUUCGAAAACGUUGCGAGCGUGAAGAAAGCACGGCCAGUCCUGAUGCAGAUUCCGACGAUCCAAAAGCCAAGUCAGGCGUGACACUGUCGAGGUCGCUGGGUCUCAUCAGCGGCACGUCUAUCAUCGUGGGGACGAUCAUCGGUUCUGGGAUCUUCGUGUCGCCCAAAGGAGUCCUGGCCAGCACUGGUUCCGUUGGUCUCAGCCUCGUCGUAUGGGCCCUCGCCGGCGUUAUCGCUCUCAUGGGAGCACUUUGUUAUUCGGAGCUCGGCACCCUGAUGUCCAAGUCAGGCGGAGAGUACCAGUACUUCCGGGAGGCGUUUGGCAACGCAGCGGCCUACCUGUACGCCUGGACGUCCGUGGCCGUGCUACGUCCUUCAAGUCUCGCCGUCAUCUCCCUCACCUUCGCGGAGUACACCAACACCCUCUUCAACUUGUGCGGCUCACCCGUAGCACCCGUCAAACUGACGGCAGCGGCGGCAUUGCGUGAUGACCGUGGCUGUGGUCAACUGCGCCAGUGUCACCCUCGCUGCCCGGGUGCAGGUGCUGUUCACGGCGGCCAAGCUUGCAGCGCUCUGCGUCAUCAUUAUCGGGGCUUCGUCAAGCUCGGGCAAGGAUACACGACUGUACUAGCGACGGGUUUCGAGAAUACCAUAGACAACCCGGCCACUGUUUCCCUUGCCUUCUACAGCGCCCUCUGGGCCUACGACGGGUGGAACAACUUGAACUAUGUUGUCGAGGAGCUUGAUGACCCUGGAAAGAAUCUGCCUCGCGCCAACAUCCUGGCCUCCAUCUUGGUUACGGCUGUUUACGUCCUCACCAACGUGUCCUACCUCACCGUCCUCAGCACUACGGAGCUGCUAGGCCUGCAAGCUGUAGCUGUGACAUGGGCAGACCGUGUGCUGGCCGGAGCAACUAUCAUCAUCCCGUUAUCGGUGAUGGCAUCUACGUUUGGGGCGGCCAAUGGUACGGCCUUCAGCGGGGGCAGAGUCCUGUUUGCAGCCGCACGCCACGGAAACCUGCCGGAAGUGAUGUCUUUUGUUCACUACAAGAGACGAACACCAGUGCCCUCACUUUUAUUCACGAUCUUCCUAGCUCUGUUGAUGAUCAUUCCAGGCGACAUUGGCAGCCUCGUCGACUUUUUCAGCUUCACCGCCUGGUUGUUCUACGGUCUCACCUUCACGACUCUCAUCAUUUUUCGUUUCCGCACGCCCUGGCGCCAUGCACACCGAGCUUACAAGGCCCCCAUCGUCAUACCGGUGAUCAUGGUCCUGGUGUCAGUCUACCUAAUCGUGGCGCCAAUUGUGGAUGAGCCAAGAAUAGAGUUCCUGUAUGCGGCUCUUUUCGUGGUGGGCGGCCUGCUCUUCUACUUCCCUCUGGUCUACUUCAAGCUCAAAAUAAAGGUCAAUGAUCAUAUCACUGUCCUCCUUCAGCUUCUCAUGGAACUCGUACCGAGCGCUGAGUGAUCCCAAGGGAAGAAACUCAUUGAUCCAGUUGUGCAAAUUUUACUGAAUGCUCAUAUUGCUCCAGAUGACUUAAUUAAAACUUUGCAAUUUUCAAACACAAAACUCUGGUGACAGUUUUCGAACAAAGAUUCUUUAAACACGGUUCAUGGCGAGAGAGGGAGGACGUUGAACUGCUAUGGAAUGAUUGCAGCUGAAGACUCCGUUCCUUGUGGAACAAAGUAGCAAGACCCAAACCCAGAUCCUCAAAUACGAAGGUACAGCUUCAGGGAUCCACAAGAUAUUAAUUCAGUCCUCGCUACACCGGAAGUCAGAAACAGCCGAGGGAAACAGAGAUGAAAGUUCUGAAUUAAGAUUUAUACAGAAUGAAAGAUCUCAAAAUGAGAUGGUGAUGUGGUCAGAGACCGGUUUUCUGGCAAUCAGUGCCAGUCUCAAACAAUCAGAA
Messenger RNA from Pomacea canaliculata, 2337 nucleotides. Its product is annotated as b(0,+)-type amino acid transporter 1-like. NCBI's taxonomy places the organism in Eukaryota, Metazoa, Mollusca, Gastropoda, Architaenioglossa, Ampullariidae. Gene Ontology annotation, molecular function: L-amino acid transmembrane transporter activity. The transcript is spliced from 14 exons. Gene Ontology annotation, cellular component: membrane. The coding region runs from base 408 to 1895 and encodes 495 amino acids. The record is from RefSeq and is a predicted model, not a curated record. Gene Ontology annotation, biological process: amino acid transmembrane transport.